AUGGCUUCGAAUGCUACUAACGUAGUCAAGAACCAGUUAUCUCGAGACCUCACAGCAAUUUUGCAAGUCACUCGCGAAAAACGAGGCAGAACCGCAAGUUUCAAAAGCUCUAAAGAUCCGACAAGUCAAGAAGUGUCCUAUUACGGUGAUGUUGCUCAACAACUUGUGGCAUUAGUAGACCAAGUAAUGCGAGCAUCCCCAGAGCAGCUUAGUACAAUUGAUAAGAUUGACUUAUUUGUGAAAUUCGGAGACAAGUUCUACCAAUGUCAAGAGUAUCAUUCUGCUUCGUUGUUUUUCUACCAAAAUGUUCUAAAGCUUGACAUAUUCUGCCAUCAAAAUGGCUUUGAACACAGUCUCAACUCGAUCGAAACCCAAACAAAGGUCUUGAGUCUUGUGGAGGGCCAAGCGUACAUUCGAUCUCUUUAUGGUUUAGCCAUGUGCUCCUUUCACGCUCAAAAGCGGUCGGAUGAACUAAUGAGAUAUCCAGGUUCUCUCGGAAGAAUGAUUGAGGCAAUGACUGCCUUACGACGUGGAAUGGAAAUCGCGCUGGACAUGGAGCGUCAGCAUCCGGAUAAAUUUUCCUGGCUAACGCUAAAUGGCACGAUUCUUAUCUAUUCCAUUGCAAAGCCUUUGCAGACUCUCGGAUUCGCCAAAGAAGUGGUCGUAUAUUUAAAGUACAGUUUGCUUGCGAUGGAAUCAAUAGAGGCACUGAGUACAACCACUUACAUCUUAUGGCGUAUACAACUUGGCUCAACUAUCUGUGAUUGCUACCAAGACGCAGCCGUUAAAGAAGAAGGCAACGCUAAUCGUCAUAACCAAUCUGCUGUGGCAUGUGCACUCUAUCUUCAGCAAAUAGUCCAGCGGCUUCGCAAAGAGGAAGAGCUAGAUAUGCCGCUUCCUGAUAAUGUCCAGCAAAUUCUGCUACAAUCAGAGACGGCAUCUGCUCUGUUGCUUUUCAGACUGAAAGCCACUGCAGCGCAUCAACCACAUACCAAAAAUGCAAUUGUGUCAGCAUUUUCAUCGUCGCACGACCAGCUUCGGGCUGCGAUUGAUGCUAUACAGGCGUGGCUACGUCAAGAUCGCCAGAGGCGUGGUGGACAAGUUUUGUCCAUAAUGAAACCAGCAGUCUCACCUCCGAACGGCACACUGCUCGAGCUUUUUGAAUUUGUCAUGACUAUCGUAACGCCAAUGCUAAGAUCAUUUGUCGAAGUUGAAGAAGCAACAGCGGCUACGAAAUCCAUAAUGCUUGAUGUAGUCCCCUUCUCAAUUUCAUUUCAUCUUAUUACAAUCAGAACGUGUCUUCAGCUAGGACAGCCCGACGAACAAAUGAAUUUGCUUACAAAAAGUGCGCAUGCACGACUACAAGGCACAUCAAGUGAGUUAUCUGCAGCAAAUGCUGCAACGAUCAAGUGUGUGAUAGCACUGUAUGAUACGCUUUAUGACGUGCAGCAAUCUUGGGCUAAGUGGGAAGCUCUGUCAGAUGAAGAGCGCUUACAGUCAACGCUGCAUUUGCGGCUGACAAUUUCGAAUGUCACAAUACCAUCGUCCGUAUUGCUGACACGUUUAUCGAACGCAGUACAAAUGUGUGUGAGUCACGGCAGUGGUGCAAUUGCUUGGGCCACUCACGACUUGUUGACAUGUGUAGCAUUGCAAAUGUGGCGUGAGAUGGGCAUCGUAUUGUUAAAAGAGCUAGAUGCAACUGAUAUUGCAUGCUUACCAGAAUCAUUGGUUUUCUUAACAUGUGAUCUGCUGCUGACAAUCCACAUCACGCUCAUCGCCGUCAAAUUUGACGAUCUCUUGCUCCUCGGGCACAUUGCUUUGUGCUUGGCAACACUAUUGUCGAUCAGAGGAGAGGCACGCAAAGGCAGUCAAGUUGUGCGAAAAUGCCUGGAUCAAAUUGACUUACGGAGAUGUGAAGUGGUGGAUUUUUCAUCUCACUUUCAAUCUGUCGUCGAUGUAAAAUCAACCACAUAUCUUUCCGGUGCUUCAUUUUCAUGUAAUUUAGAGAAUAUGAAUAGGGUCGAUACCGAAGCAGCUACUGCACGAGAUAAUGUUGGUAUACAAGGCACAGGGUCCCUGCUUGGGAGUCUUCAUCAAAGCUUAUGCUGCCUUCAAGUCGAUUUGUUAAUGUUGAUGUAUCGUCUGGAGCUUCAAGCUGCCAAAAUGAUCGACACUGCUUCUAAUGUGUCUAUUAGACAUUCCCUGCUACUUAUGACGGAAGCGACACUUUACAAUGAGUGCCUUCAAAAUGACUACAUGAAAGUGCUUUUCAAUAUUCAGCGCCUUAACCUCCCAGAAAAAUCAAUCAAAAAACGACGAAAACUCGCAGAUGAAUGUUCUCAGCUUUUGAAGAAACUGGAGCGUCAAGAAGAAAAGCUUUGUCGUCAGCUGGCACCAAUUGCGGCCUCACCAGCGUCCGCAGUCCCUGCUGCUCCAAUCAUCCUAUCUCGCUCAAGCAACUCAAUUAUACUUCAAGUUGUGCCGUAUCAUCCUUCUGGUCCGUCAUUUAGAACUAAAAGUGUGCAGUACUACAUGGUUUUCGCCAAAUCUGUUGGUUCAGGCACUAAUGUCUCCUUGACGAGCAACGAACUGCCGGGAACAGCCACGCCAAUAUAUCCGCCACAAACAAAUGCAAAAAUUACAGGUUUGUUACCCAACGAAAGCUACGUCUUUGCUGUGGCUGCUUUCGAUAAAAACAAUCAAGUGAUAAAUUCCAUAGGCGAGACCUCUGAACCGGUAGUAGCGCUGAAUCCGCUGCCUUUACGUAUGUGUUAUGGAUACCUGGCUCUGGCAUGCUACGAUGCCCAACUAAUAGCAGGAGCUACUCGUGCGGCGAGUAAUUUAAGCAACACCAUUACUUCCAAUGUCUGUGCUGAGAACCCACCGUUGAUAGCAAGUCCGUUCAACAAACAAUCACUGAAGCGGGAAGUAGUGGUGCGACUUCCUCAACCAAUUUUAAAUCUCUGCAUCCAAGCUUUACUCAUCUUGUGUCACAAUGAGUCUGAAGACCACAAUCAAGAAGGUGAAGAUAUCAUAUCCUCUAAUUUGGAUGCUGAGUCUUUAGUUGAGAUUCAAAGAGUAGCACUUGAAAAUAGCCACAGGAUCUCAAUUGGCGUUGAAAUUGCUUGUUUAACGGACAAUCAGGAAGCUAUACGAGUGCUGUGCUUUAAAGGAUAUCGCUUGCUGCUUCCCUUGUUUCGAUCAAAAGGAUGCUGCAACAUACUGACGUUUGCCACUCUAGUGACGUAUUACCAAGCGUUAAAGUUGAUCUCAGAAGCAGAAUGGGAUGUCGACACGCGGAAAAUAGGUGCACGCAUCGGCUUUGAGCUGCUUCGAAUUGCUCGAGAAUUACACAGCGACGUUGCUCGAAUUGCUUCUUCCCUGAUACUCAGCACUAAUUUGGAGACCGAGCAAGCUUCUCCUGAGAGCAAGAUCGAAACGACAAGCUUCCAGGAAGUUCUGGCUCUCUUUCAGCUUGCUGCUAACGCACAUGAAGAUACGCCGGCGGCUGGAGCCCCUCUUCGACAUGUAAACUCAAAUGCGUCUGCAACCUCAGGCGGUAUCAAAGGAAAAAUUCCUACGUUACAAAAUGCUGAAGAGGCAGACAGCAUGACAGCACAAGAAAAGAUCAAAAGCUUGAGUGAGAUCGUCCGACUUGUUGCUGACAAUAAUCUAUCCACGAUCUUAAAGACGCUACAACAGAUGAGCAAUUCGGAUUGUCAAGCGCUUGAGUUUGCAUGCAAGGUCGCUUGGACUCUCUUAAAAACAAAAUUUCAAUAUGUUACCCAACUUGGCGAGUUCUUGGCAUCUCUGAGGGUCACGCCUGUGAUCAGCACUUACUUUCGGGAGACGCUGACCUCACUCGGUGGUGCCUUCCUCUUGCCCGAGCUGACAGAUGCUAAUGAAGCAAAGCCAAGCGGUGAUUUAAAUAAUGAAGGGAUAAAAUCACCUGAGAGUAUAGUUAAUAAGUCUGCACCGAAUGAUGACUAUAUGUUCAAGUGGUGUGGUGAGCUGUUCUUCAUCCAAUCCGUCAUAGUAUACCAAGAGAUCGCCAAGCGUAGCAAAAGUAUUGACAAUGUAGACGUUGCGAAAGGACCCACUGGAGACUGCGUAUAUGGCUAUCCAUACGUCUUCGGAAAGAGCGCGGAUCAGAUCAACCGAGAAGAGGAUGAUGAGACUGCUUUAUCGCCAAGAGGUCAAACUCGUCGCACUGAUUCUUCGCAAGACCGAGAAUUUCUUGGAGACACUGGUAUUGCAGAUUCCAUCGACAAUCACUUGGAUCAAUUAUUCGGAACGAUUCUCGAAAAAACGGCAGCGUGUUGCAAGCUUUUUCAACUAGCAAAGUGUUGGCAAGGUCUCCAAGCUGCGGUUCGACAGCUUUGGAAUGCAAUUUGCCUUGCGUGGGUGCCUCCGACUCGAGUCAGUGCAUCGCCAACUUGGCAAAAACACUUUUUAACGUGUACUGAAGCCCUUUUAGAUAUGAUGGACUCGACGGCAACUACAGCCGCGAAUCAGAGCAAGACACCACUGAGCGCAGCAACAUCUAAUAUUUUUGACGCCAACGCCCUCGACGUUGACCAUGCUUGUGUUGCAAGAGUAGUAACGUAUUCCUUAAAAGCAUUGUGCUCUUCUAAAGACUGGAAGGCUAUCGUGGAAAUAGGAGGACGAUAUCAAUUGUUGUCUAGUCACAGCAUAGACGGCAGCCUAUUCUCCCAGCAAAACUUUCUCGUAAUGAUAUUUGCACAGAAGCAAGUGAUGUAUCAACAUGAAGCGCUUUUGGCAGCUGCAAAAGAAGAAGUUAAAGCUUUAAUCACCUUGAAUCAAGGACAAGAAGUCAUCGCGAAAGAGUCAAUUUUGGUGGAAGGAGAAGAUGCGCAUCAAGCGCAGGCAUUCCAAGCGAUCCAGCGAGAAAAAGAGCAGCAAAUUCAACAACUCACCGUCGAGAGGGACCUUGAGCUUAAAAAGCUGACUCACAUGAAUGAACUCAAUGACAGAUUCACGAAAAUUAUCAACAAGGGUCAGCAAAUGCUUCACACUUGCCAUCAGAUGAUAGAACAGUACAGUCGACUUGAACACCGCAACGAUCCACCAAAUCAAAAAGAGCUUGCAGCACUUCGACAUCAAAUAAUCGGUCUAUUCAAACGAUGCGUAGCUUCGGCUCGACAAAAGCGUCAAAAGCAACUGAUAUGUCAAGCCCUUCAAGAAAUGGGGGACUUUUACCUCGCGUCUGGAGAUCUCAAAGCUGCUAACAAAUGCUGGCUUGAGUCGCUGGAUAAUGCUUUUGGCACACUCAAUGUUUGUGCCUCAUGGCGCGAUAUUUUGAUUUCAGCUGUAGACUCUUUUACCAAUCGCAACGAUGCCAACAAGGAUCAAUUUGCUGGGAAUGACCUCUGGGUAGGCAUUCAAAGCUGCUGCGUAUUGUCAAAGCUGAUAAUGCAUUCGACCGGCACCGAUAUGCAUGAAUCAAUCAAUUAUGCACUGAUGGCAGCAGCAAUUUUCACUCGUUGUUAUGGGUGUCCAAUGCCACUCCAAGAAAAAUGCUCUUUGUACGGAUCGUGUCGAAUGCAUGGAUUCCAGUGGCCAGGAUGGAAAAUCUUUUCAGACCAGGAUGGCGUCAGCUCGUUCUCACUAACCAUAAUGCUGAUGUUAGUUCCCGAAGUUUUGUUGCUGUACAAGCAACAAUAUGCUUCCACUGCGAUGCCGGUCAUCAAGGGCUACGAGUAUGUCGCCCAAAAUUGUCUUUGCGAUGUUAAUCAUGUCGCAAAUGCACGAAGGCUUCAAAUUGAGGCACUUAUCCAUUGUGGGCGCUUUCAAGAAGCCUGGCGAUUUUUGAUGGAGCUACUUCAAGGUGGUACAACAGUUUUGGAGAAUAUAAAUUCUUCCGAACUCAAUACAAUCACGUUUCACGACGAAAAGCUAUUGGUAGACGAUCGCAAUCGGGCUGCAAUAAAUUGGUUGAGCACUUUGAAGGUCGAGGUGAUCCAAACAGAGCUUCGAAAGCACUACCCCAUGACGCUUGUGGUACAUAUCUUAGCAUUAAUUUUGCAUCUUGCUACUGCAAUGGCUAAGCAUGAGAGCAGAUACGACCGUGGCGCUGCAAUCAUUUGCUCUGCAGCUAAAAAUAUGGCACAUACGCUGUUGUCGCUAUUGAGACCGAUCGAUGUAACUGCCAGUCAGGUCACCGAAAGUGAACCAAACAAAAAAGGCAGCGAGGACACUUCUUCGUAUCCAUUGCAGCAGUCACUCUCGUGGGAAAAUGUUCAGCUUUAUCGCAUUCGAGCGGAUGUGCUUCUUCAGUUAAGUCGUCUUUCAUUUUACGAAGGCGAUUGGAUCGCAUCAAAGGCUAGUAGCAUGGACGCUAUUGAAGAGUUUGAUGCAAUCUCUCGAAACCACAAUCAACCAAUGCACUUAGAGUUGGAUCAAAUUCUGAAAUUCUCGCUGCUAGUUCCUCGUGGUUCGUUUGUAGCCGAAUGUCAGUCACAAAUUGCUAGUUGCUGCCUUGCUCAGGCUGACUAUCGGACUGCACAUGAAGUCGCUCAAAUUGCAAUUGAAGAGACGAAAAAAAGCGGCGAAGUUCAUGUUCGACAGCAGUUGGAGCUGCAACGAUUGCAAGCGGCGGUAUUUCUUGGCAAUCGUGAACAGACUGAGCAAGCGCUUAUUGCCUUAAAACACGAUGCGCUGGCAACUCACACAACAACAUCGCUUACUUAUACUCGCACGUUGCUAACUUUGAGCUCGCUACUCCGCUCAAAGGCGCUGAUUUCCGGUAACCCAUCCAAUUUAAAGGCAGUCGAUGAGUGCCUCAGUGAAGCAGAAGUUUUGCUCAAUGUCUUGUUGAAACACGAUGGUUGGACAGGCGUAAACGUGUCAUCGCUUCAGCAGAAUGAGGAAAGACUUAAUUUGUAUCGACCUGCCGUGCCCGACUUGGUGCAGGUCAAUGCUGAGCUGACGCAAGUGCUGCUCGAAUACCCCCUAAAUCCUGAGUUCGAGAGCGUGCAUACACGUCAAAAAAGAGCAUUGCGCCUCGUUGAGGCUGGAUUACGUUCUCUAGAGCACACGACGCAGCGUAUGUUAGCCACCAAAGCACGGCUUCUACUGUUCAAGGGCAUUUUGAUCUCAAAACUUCUGUUCUCCACUACAACAGAAUUUGCUGAAUCCAAGCCACGUUGCGUCGAUAAGAAUAUUGCACAGCGCUUCGAUGAGUGCGUUGAAGCAUUUCUCAGCUGUAUCAAGUCGUCAAUUGAAGAUGGAUAUGACCGCCGCUUAGUUCAGUUGGCAUUAAUACAGCUAGUUGAUAUUUUUAGUCGAAAAUUGGUUCCAGGUGACGAGGACACACACGUUCAAGCUGCAUUUCACUAUUUAAAGGUGGCAGUCGUUGUACAAAAGCACGAAUUUGUACUGUUCAACACGCUUGAACUGCAAAGUGGCGCGAUCACUUCCGUGAACAAUCUCCCGGCUUCGGUUCGCGCUGCCAUCAACGCACAAUUCGAUGCAACAGAGAAUAGCUGCUCGGCACGAUUGGAUGAGAAUGCUUCUGAUACUAGCCACAUUGUCAAUUAUUUCGUGCGCUUGCUUCGAAUGCAACGUAUUCUUCCAAUCGCCACUACAGAACUUCAAGAUACUGCUGCUUUUCUCCAUCGCUUCUUGAUGCAAAAUCACUCAGAGUAUACUCGCGUGGCUUGCUUGGCGAACUUGCCUCCUGUUUCUUCCACCGAUCCAGAAAUUUGUACAGGCUUGGUGUGUUGUAUCUGGGGUCACGAACUUGCUCCAGCUAUCGCGACCCCUUCGACAAAUACCACCGAGCUCACACUUUAUUUCGCGCUUGGAACGACCAGUAUUUCCAUUUCUGACAAACAAUCGGAUGUAGAUAACGAGGCUGCUGUUGCUAGGAUGAAAAGGUUUGGGUCUUCACUUUUAAGCAAGCGUUGCAACCUUGAUCGUCAGUCUGUAAAGCACGUAAAAGCGGCGUUAAGCAAUUUGCGAACUCAAAUGGAAGACCUGGACUCCUUGCUGAUCGAUCGCACUUCAUUUCAGCAUUUGUUCCACUCAAUACUAUGCAAGAUUCAGCAGUUAUUUCGUGGAGCUGGGUAUAGCCCAAAUCUUAGCCUACAAGGUCGAGCCGAAACGAUGGUAGAAGCUUCUGCGUGUACUCAGCGCGAUGGAUUCGGAGAUAAAAUAUCUAUCGAGUGCACCUUGGAGACGGUUCGACGCUUUGAAGACAUGUUUUCCAUCAACAAAGGAGCAAACUUUGUUGACAACGAUCUGUGCUUCUUUUCAAGAGACCUUCUAGACUAA
This is a messenger RNA of Plasmopara halstedii, 8295 nucleotides long. Its product is annotated as Protein of unknown function DUF4486. The coding region runs from base 1 to 8295 and encodes 2764 amino acids. Gene Ontology annotation, biological process: cilium assembly. Gene Ontology annotation, molecular function: protein binding. NCBI's taxonomy places the organism in Eukaryota, Oomycota, Peronosporomycetes, Peronosporales, Peronosporaceae. The transcript is spliced from 2 exons. The record is from RefSeq and is a predicted model, not a curated record.